Messenger RNA from Brachypodium distachyon (stiff brome), 2698 nucleotides. Its product is annotated as mechanosensitive ion channel protein 1, mitochondrial. The transcript has 6 exons. Lineage: Eukaryota; Viridiplantae; Streptophyta; Magnoliopsida; Poales; Poaceae. The record is from RefSeq and is a predicted model, not a curated record. Gene Ontology annotation, cellular component: membrane. Bases 220 to 1527 code for a protein of 435 amino acids. Gene Ontology annotation, biological process: transmembrane transport.
AAGAAGAGCGGCCCCCGAGCAAAGCAAAAGCAAACCCCGUCGCCUUCAAGAGCUUGCACACACAGAGACCCACGCCGCGGGGCUCUCACGGCCAGGUCUGGAAGCGCGGCUGGCGCGGCGGUGCCGGAUCUCGGACUCCUCCGCCUCGGCCUCUCUGAAUCGGGCAGCAGUUUCCUUUUGCAUCUUGGUGAACGCUUUCUGUGACUGAGGUAGUGCACAAUGUCUGGGUUUGCAGCAAUUUUGCGUCGGUCAUGCCUAACAGCUGCUAGUGAGAAUCUGAUGGAAACAUGUGUUGGGCCGUGCAUGUAUUCUGGUAAUUCUUUGAGGUGGUUGAGCAGCUGUGCUAAGCAAUCGACAAAGCCAGGCACUUCCAUUCUUGGCCAGAUCAAGGCAGUGGAUAGUUUUGCUCCAGUCAAUGGCAUGUCAAGGGCCAGGAUGAUGCCCCUUUCUGCUCAUAUGGGAACUAAUUGGUUGAUUACUUCAAAGCCCAGGUUUAAUGUAUUGCCAGCACCGUUAGGUGUUUUAAGCAUCCGCCGUGCAUACUCCUCAGACACUGGGCAUCCAGAAGUUUCGCAAAAUAUCCCAAUUGUUCCUUCUACAGAAACCUCUGAUGUUGGCACUGCAGGUGAUAGUGGGACUACUUGGAUUGAUAUCUUGGAUAAUGCUCGCACGUCUACUAUUGAUGCCACGACUGAUGCAGGCAAGAAAGUUAAGGAGAUGACGGAUGCAAUUACACCCCAUGUACAACAGUUCUUUGCGGCAAAUCCUGAUCUAGAAAAGGUAGCUGUUCCACUUGGUGGGACAUUAUUUGGUACAGUGAUGGCAUGGUUUGUCAUGCCUAUCAUCUUAAGGAGGCUUCAUAAGUAUGGCUCUCAAAAUCCUAUAACAGCACUUUUGGGCAACUCAACCAAGACGGAUGCUUCAUAUCAAACUAGCAUUUGGAGUGCAGUUGAGGAUCCUGCAAAAUAUCUUAUCACAUUUAUGGCGUUUUCAGAGAUGGCUGCAGCUGUAGCACCAAGCAUAUCGCCUUAUUUUCCACAAGCAUUGAGGGGUGCAUUUGUCCUCUCUAUUGUCUGGUUCCUUCAUAGGUGGAAAGCAAACUUCAUCACUACAGCUAUGACCAGCCAAACUGCCUUAGUUACUGAUAAAGCUCGGUUAUCAGCAUUUAACAAGGUGUCGUCAUUGGGACUGAUUGCACUUGGAGUGAUGGGUCUUGCUGAGGCUUGUGGUGUAGCUGUUCAGUCUAUAUUAACUGUUGGUGGUGUGGGAGGUGUUGCUACCGCUUUUGCUGCUAGAGAUGUCCUUGGUAAUGUGCUGAAUGGGUUCUCUUUACAAUUUUCUAGGCCAUUCUCAGUGGGAGAAUACAUAAAGGCUGGAUCAAUAGAAGGCACGGUGGUUGAAAUAGGACUCACUUCUACUUCAUUGAUCAACCCAGAAAAGCUUCCUGUCACAGUACCCAACUCUCUGUUCUCCAGUCAGUGUCUCAACGAUAGGAUGGACUUCCUCUCGUUGGUAACUUGUUCUUAAGGGUGCAAACGGGAUCCCGCGAAAGUCCCGCUUCUAGUUCAAUUCUCAAAUCUCCUAUUGAAAUUCUGAACAAAAUUUUGAAUAGAAGAUUUGAAAAAUGAAGCGGGACUUUCGCGGGAUCCUGUUUGCAUCCCUACUUGUUCUGCAAUGUUUUGACACAUAUAUUUUGGUUAAGGCAAACUUAGCACAUUGUCUGUCUUAUACAUAUGAUCAUGGAACAAUCCUAUAUGCAAGAUUGCACUGCCCGGAAUAUGAAGAGCCCUUGAUUCUUUACUCAAUGCAAACAAUCACACCAUAAACAACAUACUAAAUGACUAGGAAAUGUGACAGAGAUAACGUGGGAUCCUCUAACACAUGUAUCUCAGGUAAUAGCAAUUUUAGUGACUGGCUAUACUUGAACAAAUUCACAUUACCAACACUGUAGAUUUCAUUUUUCACUGCUAAAGCUUGUGGGAGCUUAGGAUUUCGCCAGACCCCACAGCUUGUGGGAGUUUUCAGCACCGCAUACGCCGUUCUUUUGAACUUUGGGAUUCUUCCAAAAUGAACCUUUGUACUUUCAACCUCAUUCCACUUGGAGCGAAGAAAAAACUUUUGUAUUCAGGGUCUAACUCCUUCGGGACUUGGAAUUAUGCUCUUCCAUGGGAACUUUGUACGUUUUGGUUGAUUGUUAGUUAGUUAAAUUAUAACACAGGAUUUUGUUUUGUAUCUACUCCUUCGGAACUUGGACUGCUGCAGUGCUGAGGGAAGUUUUAAGUAGGGAAAAAAUGGCUUGAAAUGUUUUGGUUGAUUGUUGUUAGUAUAUCCUAGAAAUCUGACAAUAUGACAGUGCAUGUCAAGAAUAAUGCUGUGAAUUUUUUUCAGUGUUUUGUUUAUUUCUUACUGUUUGGAUAGGCUUAUCAGUAUCAAGGAGGGCUACCAUCUCUCUUGGUAUUGUUUGAACGAUUUGCAGGUGAUAGUAAACAAAUCACGAGGUCAACUGCGACUUAGUGUGACCAAAAUUCCUAUAAGAUUGGAGGAUAUUCAGAAGGUUCCUGCUAUAUCAGAGGAGAUAAAUGCUAUGUUAAGGUCCAAUCCAAAAGUUGUCUCUGAAACAGAUGCUCCUUACUGCCACCUCUCGAAAUUGGAAAGUUCAUAUGGAGAGCUCGUCAUAGGGUGCAUCCUCCAAAAAAUG